CGUUAAAAACCAGAACCAAGUGCUUUCAGAAAACAGCACCUUAGCUUGUAUUCCAAAUUAAUUGGAGCUUCAUUUGUCUAAGGUAUCAGAACCAGAUAACAUACACAAAGAUGCAGCCUCCCGUCAAAAAUGGUUUCAACGUGUUUUUGGGCAACUCGACGGAGUGGCGCCUUUCGAAUGGGCCGGCUUACUUGAACUCGCCGCCGGCAUACAUAGAACCUGAAUCAGUCACCUUGGAUCCUUCUCGAGCUUUCUUGAAGGAUGUCAAGCGCCUCAUCGUUAAGAGACUUGGAGCUCUUUGUGAGCAGCUUAAAGAAUUAAAUUCUAGGGGAUAUGAGGUUAUAUUAGUGACUUCAGGUGCUGUCGGCCUUGGACGUCAAAGACUAAGAUAUCGCAGAUUGGCCAAUAGCAGUUUUUCGGAUCUUCAAAAGCCACAAGGUGAAUUCGAUGGAAAAGCAUGUGCAGCCGUUGGGCAGAGUAGUCUUAUGGCUCUCUAUGAUACCAUGUUCAGCCAGCUUGAUGUGACUUCAUCCCAACUUCUUGUGAAUGAUGGCUUCUUUAGGGAUGCAGGUUUCAGAAAACAACUUUCAGACACUGUGCACUCACUAUUGAAUUUAAGAGUUAUCCCCAUUUUCAAUGAAAAUGAUGCUGUUAGUACUAGGAAGGCACCAUAUGAGGACUCAUCUGGUAUAUUCUGGGACAAUGACAGUUUGGCUGGUUUAUUAGCAUUGGAACUAAAGGCUGAUCUUCUUGUUCUGUUGAGUGAUGUUGAAGGCCUUUAUAGUGGCCCUCCAUCUGACCCAAACUCAAAGCUAAUUGAUACAUAUGUGAAAGAAAAGCAUCAAAAGGAAAUCACUUUUGGAGACAAAUCAAGAUUGGGGAGAGGGGGUAUGACUGCCAAAGUUAAUGCUGCUGUUUGUGCUGCUUAUGCUGGCACCCCGGUCAUCAUUACUAGUGGCUAUGCAACAGACAACAUCAUAAGAGUACUCCAAGGAGAUAGAAUUGGCACUGUUUUCCACAAAGAUGCACAUCUGUGGGCCCACAUAAAGCAAGUGAGUGCACGUGAGAUGGCAAUUUCAGCACGUGAUUGUUCAAGACGACUUCAAUCUUUAAACUCUGAAGAAAGGAGGAAGAUAUUGCUAGCAGUGGCAGAUGCACUAGAGAACAAUCUAAGCUUGAUAAUGGAAGAGAAUGGAGUUGAUAUUGCUGAUGCAGAGCUUGCUGGAUUGGAAAAAUCACUCAUCUCUCGUUUGGCCCUCAAGCCUGAGAAGAUUGCUGGGCUUGUGAAAUCUGUUCGAAUGUUGGCAGACAUGAAGGAACCUAUUGGUCAGAUUUUAAAGAGAAUUGAGCUAGCAGAUAAACUCACACUGGAGCGAAUAUCGUGUCCUUUGGGUGUUGUCCUAGUUAUUUUUGAGUCACGACCAGAUGCCCUUGUCCAGAUUGCUGCUUUGGCAGUUCGAAGUGGAAAUGGUUUAUUGCUUAAAGGUGGAAAGGAAGCCAAAAGAUCAAAUGCUGCCUUACACAAGGUUAUUACUUCAGCUAUUCCAGAAAAAGUUGGUGACAAACUUAUAGGACUUGUGACUUCAAGGGAAGAGAUCCCAGAUUUGCUUAAGCUUGAUGAUGUGAUAGAUCUUGUUGUCCCCAGAGGCAGUAACAAGCUUGUUUCUCAAAUCAAGGAAUCAACAAAGAUUCCUGUCCUCGGUCAUUCUGAUGGAAUUUGUCAUGUGUAUGUUGACAAAGCUGCUAAUAUUGAUAUGGCGAAGCAGAUUGUUAAGGAUGCAAAGAUUGAUUAUCCUGCAGCUUGCAAUGCAAUGGAAACCCUUCUUGUACACAAGGAUCUGUCAGAAACUGGUGGACUUAAUCAACUUGUUGCUGAACUCACAAAAGAAGGUGUUGAACUAUAUGGUGGACCAAGAGCAAGUGGCUUAUUGAACAUUACUAAAACAAGUUCUUUCCAUAAGGAGUAUAGCUCACCAGCAUGCACAGUUGAAAUUGUUGAUGAUGUAUCUGCUGCCAUUGAUCACAUACAUCAAUAUGGAAGUUCUCAUACUGAAUGCAUUGUUACAGAAGACCCUGAAGUUGCUGAAACUUUCUUACGUCGAGUUGAUAGUGCUGCUGUAUUCCACAAUGCAAGUACAAGGUUCUGUGAUGGAGCACGCUUUGGUCUUGGAGCAGAGGUUGGAAUAAGCACCAGCAGAAUUCAUGCUCGAGGCCCUGUAGGAGUUGAGGGGUUAUUAACUAGUAAAUGGAUAUUGAGAGGGAGUGGGCAAGUGGUAGACGGUGAUCGAGGGGUCACUUACACUCACAAGGAACUUCCAAUCAUAGCAUGAUUAUAUAUCUCUAAAACAAAAGGAUAGUUUUGAAGCUAAAUAUAUAUUGGCUAUGUAUUAUUAUUAUUAUUAUUAUUAUUAUUAUUAUUAUUAUUAUUAUUAUUAUUAUUAUCCUCAAUCCAGCAGCUUUUAUCUGUUGUAUUUAAAUAUACAGAAGUUGCUGUGAUGCUAGCUAGCAGUGUACAACCUUAUCACAAUUUACUUCCACUUUUUCCUUUUCCUUUUUUUUCUUUGUAUGAACGAUAUUGUUUAACUAUGUUGAUCUUUGAUGAAAUGUUACUAGUUACUAGAGACUGUGAUACUACAA
Arachis duranensis is the source of this 2637-nucleotide messenger RNA. Its product is annotated as delta-1-pyrroline-5-carboxylate synthase. Gene Ontology annotation, cellular component: cytoplasm. Lineage: Eukaryota; Viridiplantae; Streptophyta; Magnoliopsida; Fabales; Fabaceae. The record is from RefSeq and is a predicted model, not a curated record. Gene Ontology annotation, molecular function: glutamate 5-kinase activity; glutamate-5-semialdehyde dehydrogenase (NADP+) activity; ATP binding.